Rasamsonia emersonii CBS 393.64 is the source of this 1221-nucleotide messenger RNA. Its product is annotated as AMID-like mitochondrial oxidoreductase. Lineage: Eukaryota; Fungi; Ascomycota; Eurotiomycetes; Eurotiales; Trichocomaceae. The record is from RefSeq and is a predicted model, not a curated record. The transcript has a single exon. Bases 1 to 1221 code for a protein of 406 amino acids. Gene Ontology annotation, molecular function: electron-transferring-flavoprotein dehydrogenase activity; flavin adenine dinucleotide binding. Gene Ontology annotation, cellular component: cytoplasm.
AUGGCCGCUGACACCCCCACUGCGACGGUAGUCAUCAUCGGCGCGUCCUUCGCCGGCCUCCAGGUCGCCAAUGGCCUCCUGAAGGCCCUGCCACCUAGCCGGGCGAAGGUCAAGGUGAUCCUGAUCGACCCGUCCGACAAAUGGUACUUCAACAUCGCUGCGCCCCGGAUUGUCGCCAAACCAGCGGCUCUCCGUCCGGAGCAGUACCUGCUCCCCAUCGACAAGGCAUUCGCCAAGAAGAAGCUUGCCAAGGACUCGUUUGAGUUUGUCAAGGGCCGCGCGACGCGUAUCCAUCCCGCCUCUCGCACUGUCGCCGUGGAGGUGUCCUUGUCCUCGGGAGGGACCUCGUCGUCCUCUGUGUCCUACGACUACAAGUAUGACUACCUGGUCAUCGCAUCCGGCAGCUCGACCAGCUCUGCCUCGCAGGGCAUGUACGUGCCAUUCAAACCCACCGGCACGGGGGCAGACGACCUGGAAGCGGCUAUCAGUCGCACGCAAAAGACUCUCUCCGAGGCCAAGAGCGUCAUCAUCGGCGGCGCGGGGCCCAUCGGCGUCGAAUUGGCCGGCGAGCUGGCAGAAGCCUGGGCCGGUCGCACGGAGUCGGACACGUCAAUCACCCUUGUCUCGGCGAGCGAGCGCGUCCUGCCCAUGCUGAAGAAGUCUGCGGGCAAGGCGGCCGAAAAGCUCCUGGCCAAGCGGGACGUCAAAGUGAUCACGUCGCGCAAAGUGGUUGAGGCGGUGCAAAAUGAUCAGAAAUGGACCGUCAAGCUCGACAACGGCGAGACGCUGACGGCAGACGCGUACAUCGCCACAACGGGCGUGGUGCCCAACAACAGGUUCAUCCCGGCUGAAUACCUCAACGAAGAUGGCUGGGUCGAGGUUGAUGAGUACUUCCGCGUGAAAGGCAAAGACGAGCAGCAAGAGAAACAGCCGAUCUACGCCGUUGGCGACAUCACCGCCUAUCCUAUCCGCACUUCCCUCAAGGUCGCUGAGCAGACCCCUGUUGUGGUCGCGAACCUGAAGGCCGACAUUCUGGGGAGCGGCAAACAGCGCCGCUACGUCGAGGAUGAGAAGAAGAAGAUCAUGAUGGUCGUUCCUGUGGGUGCGGCUGGUGGCACCGGGCAGAUCAUGGGCCUGCGCGUCUGGGGGAAGCUGGUGUCGAUCGCGAAGGGCAGGGACUUUCUUGUGUCCAGGGCGGCGGGUAUGGUUGGGUUGGAUUAA